Molecule: messenger RNA, 1893 nt
Organism: Cordyceps fumosorosea ARSEF 2679
Lineage: Eukaryota; Fungi; Ascomycota; Sordariomycetes; Hypocreales; Cordycipitaceae
Product: aromatic amino acid aminotransferase 1
Exons: 3
Coding region: 1-1893 (630 amino acids)
Biological process (GO): biosynthetic process
Molecular function (GO): transaminase activity; pyridoxal phosphate binding
Source: RefSeq, a predicted model, not a curated record
AUGGCCGCCCUCCAGCGGCUCGAGGGCGAGCUCCCGCCGCCGCAGGACCUCAGCCACCACUUCUCCAAAAUCACCAAGAGACGGACACCCAGCUCCAUCAAGGAGUUUUAUAGGUUCUUCGCCAUCCCAAACAUCGGAAACCUCGGUGGAGGGCUGCCGAAUGACGAGCUCUUCCCCUUUGACACGCUCGAGGCGCAGACAGCCAACCCGGACCGCUACCAGUGCACGCCGAACCACCCCGUGUCCGCGCGACAGGACCACCGUCCGAUGCCGACUCACCCGUCUCGCACCGCCGGCAAGAAAGCGCCGCCGCCGGAGAGCGACAUCAACGCGACCUCGUGGCGCAUCAAGGUGCCCAAGUCGACGCCGCAGGCCGACCCCGUCAAGCGCGUCGACCUGUCCACCGCGCUGCAGUACGGCACCGCCGGCGGCUACCCGCCGCUGCUCUCGCUGCUGCGCCAGUUUUCGUGCGAGCUGCUGCACCCGAGCGUGCCCUACCGCGGCGGGCCCGAGGUCAUCAUCACCUGCGGCUCGACCGACGGGUUCUCCAAGACGGUGCAGCUGGUCAGCGACGCCUGGGACCCGGACCACGAGCCCGUUGAGGCCCGCCCCGGCAUGCUCUGCGAGCGCUACGUCUACAAUAACGCUCUUGCCUGCGUCGAGCCCCGGGGUGUCCAGGUCGUGCCGAUCGACACUGACGCGGACGGCAUGCUGGCGGCGGGGCCCGGCGGUUUGGAGGAGGUCCUGGCGAAUUGGGAUCCGCGACGGGGGAGGCGCCCCCAUUUCAUGUACUCGGUGACCAUGGGCCACAACCCGACGGGUACGGUCAUCCCGGUGAGUCGGCGACGGGAGAUUUACGCCAUCUGCCAGCGCUUUGAUGUUAUUAUCGUCGAGGACGACCCGUACUGGUAUCUGCAGUUCGCGUCCGCCCCGGAGCGCGAGGCCGAGUCCAGGGGCCAUGCGGCCAAGCCGGCCGUGCCGUACACGCCGGCAAAGUCGACGGGGUACGACUUUCUCGAUUCCCUGGUCCCUUCGUACCUGAGCAUGGACGUGGACGGUCGGGUCAUCAGGCUCGACACGUUUUCCAAGACGGUGGCGCCCGGCUGCCGGUUGGGCUGGAUCACCACGCAGCCUGCCUUUAUCGAGCGUCUGGAAAGGAUCACCGAGACGACCACCCAGCAACCGUCCGGCUUCGUGCAGGCCAUGGUCGUCGAGAUGCUGAUGGGCCCGACCCAGAAGCACAAGAUCCAGUCGUUCCAGCAGCUGAGCGCCGCGGACAAGGCGUGCUACCGCGGCUGGGAGCUGGACGGCUGGGUGCGGUGGCUCGAGGGCCUGCGCGGUGUCUACGAGCGGCGCAUGCUGCGCAUGUGCUCGCUGCUCGACGAGAGCCUGUUCCAGCUGAAGCAGUCGACGCCCGUCAGCGCGCUCGAGUCGGACUGGGGCGUCAUCACCAAGACGCGCAUCACGUCCUACGACUGGCCCCGCGGCGGCAUGUUCGUCUGGGUGCGCGUGCACCUCGAGAACCACCCGCUGUGGCAAGCUUCAGGGAUCUCCGUCCCGGUGCUGGACGGCCCGGCGCUCGCGCAGGCGCUGAUGAUCUUCCUGACGCACAAGCCGCAGCUCGUCAUCGCGGCGCCGGGGACCAUGUUCGCGGCGACGCCAAAGGUCGCGGAGGAGACGGCGUGGGCGUACCUAAGGCUGUGCUUCGGUACGGAGACGGAGGACAACAUCGAGCCCUGCUCGCGGAGGUUCGCGGCGGGGUUGCAGCGGUUCUGGCGGAUCAAGAGCGUGCGCGAGAUGGAGCGGCUGGUGGCGGAGCUGAGGUCGUCGUCGGCGAGCGAGUCGGAGUUUGAAGACCUGGCGAAUCUGGGCUUUGAUGGGGAUGAUGAGUGA